Messenger RNA from Procambarus clarkii (red swamp crayfish), 855 nucleotides. The record is from RefSeq and is a predicted model, not a curated record. NCBI's taxonomy places the organism in Eukaryota, Metazoa, Arthropoda, Malacostraca, Decapoda, Cambaridae.
AUGUCAGCAGCGACACCCAGGUCCUCACUCCUCGCCGGGUCGACAACAACUGCAGUGGCCGGACAGAACAACCGUACCCCACGACAGCUGGAACAGUUCUCUGCGCUCUUUGGGAAAGGUUGCAAAGCUUAUGUGACGUUCCCGUUUACGUUAGAGGAGGUCCAUGGCAGCCAACACCUGUGGACGCUGGAGCACCCCAGGUUUGAGGACACGAAAUGGGAAAUGUUGGCCUCUUACAGGAAGCUGAUCUUCGUCCGGCACCCCCUCGAGAGAGUGGUCUCUGCUUACAGGGACAAGCUGGAGGACUACUCAGGCCAGGAGAUGCAUAACUUCCAUGUUUUCAUGAAACAACAAAUUGAGGACAAAUUUGGCGUCAAGUUGGCAGAUUCUGUGAGCUUCACGAACUUCGUGAGAUUCAUAGUGGCACAGGGUGACGACGAAAUGGUCCUAGGGGACGCCCACUGGAUCUCUUACCACCAGCUCUGUAAUCCUUGCACCAUCGAGUACGACUUCAUCGGUAAAUUCGAGCAUGUCCGUGAAGACACUGCGUUUGCCCUACGGUGGUUGGGAGCCGGAGCCGAGAUGGAGAUGCUGCCUGAGGCAAUGCACCCCACCGCUGCCACCAAUCACACUCCACACUACCUGGCACUUCUCUCCACUAGCCAAAGAAAAGCCUUUCUUGCCAAGUACCUCCUGGACUUUAUCAGCUUUGACUACUCCUUCCUCUCAACUACUUAACAUCUCUCUAACUAUGACUGAUUUAUAUUACAUUCGUUGCCAGUUUGAAAAUAGUACAGUCAGCACAUUUUCUGAAAAAAAGGAAAAUACUGAUAUUUGAUUUAAAACUAAUGCAAA